Messenger RNA from Macrobrachium nipponense, 4125 nucleotides. RefSeq lists its product as uncharacterized. Gene Ontology annotation, cellular component: plasma membrane. The coding region runs from base 1073 to 2032 and encodes 319 amino acids. The transcript is spliced from 7 exons. NCBI's taxonomy places the organism in Eukaryota, Metazoa, Arthropoda, Malacostraca, Decapoda, Palaemonidae. The record is from RefSeq and is a predicted model, not a curated record. Gene Ontology annotation, biological process: phosphatidylserine exposure on apoptotic cell surface; apoptotic process involved in development; engulfment of apoptotic cell.
GAGAGGCGAGCCAUCUGGAGACGUUACAACUCGUAUGUGGAACUGUGCUCUGCCAGACUUGUCUCAUCGAUUUCACUCGAACAGCCGCUGGCCAGCUGUUUUUCGCUCCUGUAGCAUUACUUAGCGAGUCGUAAUGAUAAGCGGAUCCCGUUGGAUCUAGUGCUAGCGCAAGAGGCGGAUAACAAAACAGACGGCAAAAUCCAGGGGUGAUGGAACGGAAAACGAGCUCUCGUUCCGAAAGUGUGAUUAAGGGGAAGGCGGAAUCGUGACGAAACCCAGACCAGCAACAGCAGCAGCAGUUCGUCAGAGUGCUGGACCAUUCUUUGCCUGCUCCAAGUCAAUCUCCCGUCAUGCCCCACUCGUGAGCGUUCCCUGUUUUGUCGCUAUUCGGAAUGCCCGAGCCCAGUGAGGGCGUAAGGGAUGGGUAUUAAUAUAUGCGAGGAGGAUCUAACGCCGAUCGUAAAAUCUGAACGAGACAAGUGAGGAAGAUUAUAAUGAAGCGGGAAAUGGAGUGAGCGUUUACGUUUGGGCCGUGUGCAGUGUGCCAUUCAUGAAUCUCGUGUAAUCUGUUUCAGGCGACGUAAAUAACGUCUCAUUUAGCGCGUAUUUGAUGUUCUACGCUGUUCAGAUAUAGAAAAAUUGCAACUUUAAUCCACGUACGAAAAUGGGGAUGGUGUGUAGGAUUAACGGAAAUCGAUGUAGCCCACUUUAUUAAGAUAAUACCUAGUGAACAGUUUUAAAGGAAAUGCGAUAUGACCCUGUGAACGAAUACGAGAAUACGGCGAAAGACGAGGCAUAUCUGAAGCUAUAAGGAGUAUAUCGUAUUAGCACAAUAGUAGGUAUGUUCAAAAUCACGCUGAAUCCGUGAAAUAUUAUUAGUGAAUGGAAAGUGAAAUGGAUACCUUCGUGAGAGGCUGUAAGAAGCUGACUGACUAAUCUAAGAAACGUGUUCUAAAGGAGACGAAGGGACAAGAAGUUGCCAGUUAACAUCCCGAGAAGGAAAUGAACUAAAAGCCUGCACUUGAUUUUGAUAUUCGAGUUACGAAAGUGUUCACAGUAUAUAUAAAGGAAGAUGAGCGAUACGAAAGAGGACAUAGAAAACGGGAACACCAAAGAAGCUAUCGAAGCCCAGGUCCAGCUGAAUGGGGAUGCCCGCGAAGCUCACCCAGAAAAACAAGAAGAAGAAGAAGCGAAAGACGAGGGAAAACAACAAGCAGUGGAAGGGGGAGGUGGAGGUGUAGGAGGUUUACUACCAUCAGCAGCAGGAAAUGCAGCAGGAGCAGGGGGAGAAGCAGGUAGAGAAAGGCAAGAGGAUAAAGAUGUGGGGGGGAGCAGUAAGAAGCCCGGGGGGGAGAAGGAGAAAGGCGCAAUCAGGCGAAUGACGAGCUUCAAGAUCUCGAAGAGAGACGAGGCCUGGAGGAAGAAGAAGCGAGCCCAGCUGAGGCUGGAUAUCCCGAGCGCCCAGAGGGAGAUUCCAGUUCUCUCCGUGAUUCCAGCGACUGGAAGCGCCAGUCGCUACAGCCACUACAGCCUGGACUACACCGAAAAUAGCACUUCCAGCACGACCAACAGUUGCUUCCAGUGUCUUUUCACUGCCAAGCUAGUCUGGACUCUGCUCCUGACGGUUCUGGAUCACAUAACGGACGCCAUGGCCAUAGAAAGGUUCUUCCGGACGGGACACAUGCUCUUCUUCGUUUUAAGCUUGGUAUUCUAUGUAGUGCCUAUCUUCAUUCUGUGUACAUAUGCGACUAAUAAGCUUAAAAGGAAAUUGCAAUGGUCCUGGCUAGACUGUGUGCUGAAUUUCUUUAUCGCUCCGUACUGGCUAAUAAUCGUGAACAUCACGAAUUCGCUGAAGAACGGCCGCCACCAGACACGCUACGAGCCGAACGACGCCGAUAUCUCAACCAAGGAAGAAAUUCUCCGGGAUGGGAAGGCUUUGGCGACCUUACAUACGUUGGAAGGAGUCCUCGAAGCCACGCCGCAGGUUUACAUCCAGAUCGCAGCGUAUAUGACGCUCCCCAUUACGAAAUGAUAAAGAACCAUCCCACUUGAGAACUGGGGAUUGGCUCUAUGAGAAAGGCUUUGCACAUCGCUCUGAUCCGUUGCACAAAAAAUAAAAAAAAUAAAAGGAAUGGACUGGCCCCCCUCCCAAAAAAUUAUCCAUUUGGUCACUCUCCCUCCGAGGCUUAAAGAGAGGACCACCACUUCCCCACUUCAAAACACUUGCUCAAAAUGACACUUUGCUCGCUGCACACAGGCAUGUACGAUGAAGUGGUGGCCAGACUGCCCCUGACGAUCAGUGUCAUAUCAGUGGCCUGGUCCAUCGUGGCCAAUUUGGACGUGGGAACAAACAACGUGUUCUGGGGAGGAGUCCAUCGAUUCUUCGCUGCUUCGGAAGUCGGAGUGGCAAUUACUACCAGAGCGAUGGUCGCUGGGGGCCUCUUCCUCCAGCUGUACCCUGGAGUCUGGCAGUGGAUCUGGCUUCUGCCCAUCGCCUUCAGCGUCCUGGUCACCUGGUUCGUGAUGCCCUUCUCCAUCAGCUCCUUCAAGGACCUCCUCACCCCGCUGAAGAAGGCUCUGACGAUUCCCGCGGCGGACCUGGAGAGCAUCUGCGGCCUGAUGCCCUUCCUGGUGGCGUCCCUGUUCCUUCUCCCUUCGACGUACGAGCCGCUGCUGUACUUCGUCGGGUUCGAGUUCCUGGCGGGGCUCUCCUGGUUCUGCUUCACUCUGCCGAAGGAAGGCAGCAACGUGUUCAUGGACCGCUGAGGGCGCGAGAAAUAUUGGCUCCUCUUAUUUAUGAUAGAUCUCUGUUAAUGUUUAUAACGGAUUUAAGAUUUUUGACUGAUAAAGACGAUAAAGUUCUCUCUCUGCCUUUAGAAGAGAGGACAGCAUCAUGCUAAAGAAAUGUUGAAAGGUACGGGUAAAACAAACACUUAAACUGGAGCCUUUUUCUUUCAUCGAAAAUAGACUUAAAUCGGACAGUUGAUGAUUUUGAUUAAUAUGACGGUAAUAAUAAGGACGUCAUUAUAUGUUGAAAUGUGUUGCCCGUAUCGAUAACCUCUUGUAUAAUUAGCUUUCAUUUUUUAAUAUAUUUAUAUUGAUUAUUGUGACUGGUGAUCUGUAUGACAGGUGCUAAUUUUCUAUUGAAAAUAAUUAUGUUGUCUUAUAAGAAGGCCAAGAACAUAUCUGAAGAACAGCGGUGGUCAAUAUGAGCAUCUUGAGCAAACAAAGAAAUUAAAAUCUCGGGAGUAAUAAUAAGUCCAGGCCCGGAAAGCUUUUUGUGAAAUGUUGAGAAUCUUCCUCACUAAUAUCUAUCGAGUUCCCCCACAGUUCUUAGCAUGGAAAGAAGAUAUUACCCAGUUUAGCCAGUGUAAAGAAAACGGAAGAAGGCAGGUGAUAAUAUGGAUUAUUACCAGAAGCUCUAGUGAAGUCAUAUUCCUAGACAGUUAUUUUAUACAUUUCUCAUCUAGCAACGGGAAAAUAUAAUAUCUAGUAAAAGGUGAAUUUAUCCCAGCACUGCUCUGUAUGACGGACUUUUCAUACAUAACACUUACUGAAGAACAAUGGCUCCUGCUGGAGCUCAAUCCAUUUAGCAAUUAUUUCUCAAUUCAGAGUGGUUCCUGAAUAGUGCAUCAUAACAAUGGCGUUUCAAUGUUGGUCAGGUUUGAAAAAAGAAAAUUAAAGCAAAGGAAGUUAAUGAGUUUUGUUCCAAUUGCUUUCUGAGUCAUUCACUCGGAUGGUGGACUGUAGCAAAAGGCUGAAUAACCAUAAGAUAAAAGUGAACUGAGACAUGGAAUUGAAAUAGUAAAAGUUUUUACUGUAAGUUCCAAGGCACUGUGCUGAACGUGAAUAUUUGCAUCGUUAGGAAGGGUACAAAUAAUCCUGCUUACCUUUCAAUUUUUUUACCUGUCAAUUUUUUUACCUGUCAAUUUUUUUACCUUUCAAUUUUUUUACCUGUCAAUUUUUUUACCUUUCAAUUUUUUUUACCUUUCAAUUUUUUUACCUUUCAUUUUUUUUCCUUCAAUUUUUUACCUUUCAAUUUUUUUCACCUUUCAAUUUUUUUCCCUAAACAAUUUUUUUUUAUCCUUCAAUUUUUUUACCUUUCAAUUUUUUUCACCUUUUAAU